Molecule: messenger RNA, 1101 nt
Organism: Clonostachys byssicola
Lineage: Eukaryota; Fungi; Ascomycota; Sordariomycetes; Hypocreales; Bionectriaceae
Source: the annotation of a GenBank genome assembly
AUGACUCUCCCUGCUAGCGUCAAACGGGCCGUCUUCAAGGAGGUGGGUGGGGAUCUGGUCAUUGAGAAUGUCCCACUGGAAAUGCCCCGGUCCGGGGAGAUCUUGGUCAAGGUGGAGGCUUGUGGAGUUUGCCAUUCGGAAAUCCUGGCACAGCAUAACGUCUGGGGGUUUGGAUUCCCCGUUGUCCCCGGACACGAGAUCAUCGGCCGUGUCGCCGCACUCGGCCAAGGAGUCGAGGGCUGGAAGGUCGGCGACCGUAUCGGUGCCGGCUGGCACGGAGGGCAUGACAACACAUGCGCCAUGUGCCAGAAGGAGCUUUACCAGUUCUGCCAACCGGUGAUCAUCAAUGGCAUAAGCACGAACGGUGGAUGUGAGUUUGCCCCCUUGUGCCGGUUUCCGGAGUGGCUUGCGCAGAAUGCCGGGCCGUUGACUCUCGCUACAGAUGCGGAAUACUGUCUCGUAAGGGCCGAGGCCACAGUCCGCGUACCAGAGGAUGUGGACGCGGCCAAGUACGCUCCGCUGCUGUGUGCAGGGACUACCUCAUUCUCGGCCCUCAAGACCGUCGACAUUCAACAGGGUGACCUGGUCGCCGUCCAAGGGAUUGGGGGCGUGGGCCACUUGGCCAUCCAAUACGCCAAAAAGCUGGGAGCUCGCGUGGUCGCCAUCUCGCGAGGUGCCGAAAAGGAGCAAUCGAUCCGAGCAUUAGGUGCUGACGAGUACAUCGACGCCGCCGGGGAUCAGGAUCCUGGCGAGGUGCUGAAGCAACUGGGCUAUGCCAAACUAGUGUUGACAACCGCCAUGGACACAGCCGCAAUGACACCCUUGAUCAAGGGUAUUGGCGUGCGUGGAAAGCUGAUGAUUCUCAGUCUACCCCAAGACGGAAACAUCACCGUCGAUUCGAACGACAUGAUCACUCGUGGCAUCACUAUACAAUCGUUUAAUGUAGGGAACUGCUUUGACUCUCAACAUGCAAUGGACUUUGCGCAUUCCAAGGGCGUUACAUGUGCCGUUAAAACGUUUCCUCUUGAAAAGGCACAAGAGGCGUAUGAUGCCAUGUUGCAAGGAAAGGUUCGAUACCGCUCUGUUCUGACCAUGGACUAA